This is a messenger RNA of Plasmodium gallinaceum, 2049 nucleotides long. Its product is annotated as conserved Plasmodium protein, unknown function. Lineage: Eukaryota; Apicomplexa; Aconoidasida; Haemosporida; Plasmodiidae. Gene Ontology annotation, cellular component: signal recognition particle, endoplasmic reticulum targeting. Bases 1 to 2049 code for a protein of 682 amino acids. Gene Ontology annotation, molecular function: 7S RNA binding; endoplasmic reticulum signal sequence receptor activity; signal recognition particle binding. The record is from RefSeq and is a predicted model, not a curated record. The transcript has a single exon. Gene Ontology annotation, biological process: SRP-dependent cotranslational protein targeting to membrane.
AUGGAAGACUUUAAAAAUGAUAUAAAAAGAGAACAUGAAGAUAUAACAAAUGAAAUAAUAAUAAAUGAUGAAGAAAAAAAUAAUGAAGGAAAGUUAGAAUAUAUAAAAGCUGAAGAAAAAAACCUUGAAAUUGUAAAAAAUGAAGAAAUGAAUGAAAAAAUAAGCUUUGAUGUAUUUUCAUAUUUAAAUAAAAUAUAUAAAAAAUAUGGCUUAUAUGAAGAAGAAAUAUCUAGAUUUUUAUUAUAUGUGAAAAAAAGAAGAGGAAAAUUAAAAAAUAAAGUUUUAUAUAAGGUUAAAAAGAUAGGUAAGUAUGUUACUAAAAUUUAUCAUACAGAAGCAGUGGAUGAAAAAUAUUUAGAAUUAUUAAUUUUAGAUGUAGAAUUAUGUAGAUGUAGAUAUAUUCAAAUUAAAACUGACAUGAAUAAUUUGAAAAUUCCUUAUAGAUCUAAAUUUUCCUACUUAAGGCGUUUAAAAAGAUCAUUAGAGAAAAUGAAUUUUCUAAGUAACAUUAUAAAUAAUUAUAUUGAUAAAAAUACAGAAUUACAAGUAAAGUGCUAUAACACGUAUAUUGAAGCAUCAUAUCUUCUAGAAAGAAAAAAAUAUGAAAAGUGCUUGGCGAAAAUAGAUGAAUUUACUAAACUUAUAAAACUUUUAAAAAGGAUUACUAUCAAUUCUAUUUUAGAUAACCAAAAAAAUGAAAAUACUACGAAGGAUGAAGAUGAAAAAUAUAUAAGUAAUGAAAAUAAUAAUAUAGAAAAGUCAUUAGUAAAAAAGAGUGAUACAGUGGUAGAUGAUGAAAAAAGAAUCGAUGAAAUGUAUGACUAUUUUUUAUCGGUUAUAAAUUCAUAUGAACGUAUUUGUGUUUAUAAUAUUAAAAAGGCUAACAUAGGUAAUUCAAAUGAUAAAUUGGAGGAAGAUGAUUUUACGGAUGAUAUUAAUACUAUAUCAGAACAUAAUAAUGGUACAAUUUAUAAAAAAUUAGAUAUACAACUAUUAGAUAAUAUAACAAUAAUUAAUGUAAAAAAUAUUCAAUUUCAAUUACAAGAGCAUAAUAAUAAUAUAAUAAAAAUAAAAAGCAUUAUUGAUGAUAUAAAAACUGUUAUAGAAGAUGAAAUUAUUACAGCUUUAAAUGUAGAUCAUAAUUUAAAAGAUAUUUCUAAAAAUGCAAAAUCUAUUUUUAAUUUCUUAAAUGAUUAUGAUAUAAACUUCAUUAUAAAUAAUUAUGGAAAUAUAUUCUCUAAGUAUUUUGAUUGCUUAUCGAUAGUUCAUGAUGAAUUAAUUAAAUCAACUAAUGAAAAUAAUAAAUUAUCAAAUAAAGAUAAGCUAAUGGAUAAAAUAUGGAAUACUUUAGAAAAUUAUUUUCUCUCUGAAAAACUUUAUAUAGAUAUAGAAAGAACGCUAUUAGUAUUAAUGAAAAAUUUAUUUCAUAUUUAUAACCAUGAUGAUUCAAAGAACUUUACUUUUCGCAAUAAAAAAACAUUUGGUGAAAUUAUAGACUCCAUGCCGUUAUUACAUGAAGGAAUAAGAUAUGCAGAUAUACUUAAACAAAAUACUGAUGAAUUGAAAAACAUAGAAAAUAAUGAUAUUUUUAUUAAUAUUUUACAAAUAAUAAAAAAUGUUAAGUCUUUAUGUUUAGCAUUUUAUUAUGCAUUAACAAAUAAAAAUGCUGAAGCUCAUGUUUUAUUUGAUUUAAUAAAAACAAGAAAUUAUAUAUAUAUAAAAAUUAAUAAUAUAGAAAUACCUAAUAAAUCAUUAUUGCGUGUAGCGAUAUUAUUUAAUAGACUACAAGAUCUCGUUUCUUUAAUGAAUGAAAAAUAUUAUUUCAGACAUUUAUCUAUUUAUGCUUUACAAGUAAAAAACAAAUCAAUAAUAAACAAAAACUUAUUUUAUGUAGAUAAUUCUUUAUUUCAGCCUAAAAUGAAGGAAAUUUCUUUAAGCCCACUACAGAUUGAUAUGAUAGAUAUGUGCCGUGAUUCACCAUUAAUAAAUCAAGUAAAUCAAAAACCAUCAGGAUUUAGAGGUUUAUUUAGAUCAUUUUGGAAAAAAUAA